ACGCGUCGUAAAACAUUGCCUGGGAAAAGAAGUACUAAGAAACAAAGAACCCGCGGACCAGUGGAAAUCAAAGACAAGGAGAUGUCUAAUGAAGAGACGGACAAGGACGUGGAUGUGGAGCCUGUAUUAUUGCCUGAGACAUCUGAUGAGGAAAAAAAUACAGAAGAUGUAAUGUCAAAGGACCAGCCAUCCUCAAGCAGAGAUGCUGAACUUUUGUUCAUGACUCAGAAAAUAAAGGCACUUGAAGAGGAAAGAGAUUUUCUAAGGCAAACUGUGAAAACACUUUCUGAUAAAAGGGUCUCCAGAGAAGAGGUAUGUCUGGAAGACAUAGGGUCAGAAUCUGCAGAUAGUGAUGACACACCACCUUCCUCCUCUACCUCAUCUUCAUCUGAUGAUGGACAUCCACGAAAAAGGAAGCAUGGCAAAAAGAAGAAAGAAAAGCUGGUUUUUAGAGAAAAGCGACUCCAAGUCCAGUCAGGAACACGUGCAAGAACUCCCGAGGAUGUCCUGAAACGGUACAAGAUGACUCUUAAAGCCUUCAAGAAGGAGGGGAGUAUGAAUAGGGCCUUCAAGAAAGUUGGUGUCGACAGAAACACUUUGGCAUUAACUGCUGUUGUAGCAGAACUACAGAUGGUGGAUCCAGAUUUUUUCAAAUCUAUCCCUAAAUUUUCACCUAGUGAGAAGCUGAUUGAUUUCAGUUGAAGGUGCCAGGAAGCACUUACAGCAGAUGUCCGGUCUGCCGUAAAUGCACAAAAGAGUGCAGGUUUGUUGCUCC
Colossoma macropomum (tambaqui) is the source of this 775-nucleotide messenger RNA. RefSeq names its product coiled-coil domain-containing protein 106-like. The record is from RefSeq and is a predicted model, not a curated record. The transcript is spliced from 6 exons. NCBI's taxonomy places the organism in Eukaryota, Metazoa, Chordata, Actinopteri, Characiformes, Serrasalmidae. Bases 82 to 702 code for a protein of 206 amino acids. Gene Ontology annotation, cellular component: nucleoplasm.